This is a messenger RNA of Cynara cardunculus var. scolymus (artichoke), 2543 nucleotides long. Its product is annotated as pentatricopeptide repeat-containing protein At5g42310, chloroplastic. Gene Ontology annotation, molecular function: protein binding. Bases 1 to 2085 code for a protein of 694 amino acids. The record is from RefSeq and is a predicted model, not a curated record. The transcript has 5 exons. Lineage: Eukaryota; Viridiplantae; Streptophyta; Magnoliopsida; Asterales; Asteraceae.
AUGAACGCUCUCCUCCUCCCUCCGCCCUUAUCCACCACCAACCGCUUCCUCCGCCACCGCAACCGUUACCAACCACUGUCACAACCACUCUCCUCGACGGCCUUUUACGUCAACAACUCAUCUCUCCGUUUAUCUUCUUCUUCCUCCUUAUCUGAAGAUGAUACAAUUACACAAGCCGACGUCGUUUCUCUCUACCCCCACCGCCGUUACGAUUUCUCACCUCUCCUUCAGUUUCUCUCCACCUACAACUCCGACUCCGACUCUGCCUCAUCCAACUCACCCGCCUCACUCGACCAGGCCGAGUUACGGCUUGCUGAGUCAUACCGAGUUGUCCCAGCUCCGCUAUGGCACGCCCUUCUCAAAUCCCUAACAUCUUCACCUUCUUCAAAAUCCUCAUUCUCGAUCGGCUAUGCACUCGUUACGUGGCUCCAGAAGCAUAAUCUCUGUUUCUCAUAUGAAUUGCUCUACUCGAUAUUAAUCCACGCGCUCGGACGCUCCGAGAAGCUAUAUGAAGCUUUCUUAUUAGCUCAGAGACAAACAUUAACUCCAUUAACCUAUAAUGCCCUAAUUGGUGCAUGUGCGCGUAACGAUGAACUGGAGAAAGCUAUAAAUUUGAUGAACAGGAUGCGACGGGAGGGUUACCAGUCAGAUUUUGUGAAUUACAGUUUAAUUAUUCAGUCUUUAGUUCGUAGUAAUAAGAUCGAUUCGGGGAUUUUGGAGAAAUUGUAUGAUGAAAUGAUAUCGGAUGCUAUCGAGCUAGAUUGGCAAUUGUUGAAUGAUAUAGUUUUAGGGUUUGCUAAAUCAGGUGAUGUUGAUAGAGCUAUGUACUUUUUAGGUGUAAUUCAAGGGAAAGGGAUGAAUCCCAGGACUUCAACUAUGGUUUCGCUGAUUUCCGAAUUGGGGAAUUUGGGAAGAGCGGAGGAGGCUGAGGCAGUUUUUGAAGAAAUCAAAGAAGGUGAAUUGAAACCCAGAACUAGAGCUUACAAUGCUGUAUUAAAGGGGUAUGUGAAAAAUGGUAGUUUGAAAGAUGCAGAGUGGAUAGUGAGUGAAAUGGAGAAGAAUGGGGUUUUGCCAGAUGAACAUACUUACAGUCUUUUGAUCGAUGCUUAUGGGAACGCAGGUAGAUGGGAGAGUGCACGAAUUGUGCUGAAAGAGAUGGAAUCUAACGAUGUGAAGCCAAAUUCAUUUGUUUUUAGUAGGAUUUUAGCUAGUUAUCGUGAUCGAGGGGAGUGGCAGAAAUCAUUUAAAGUAUUAAAAGAGAUGCAGAGUUGUGGAGUUAAACCAGAUAGACAGUUCUAUAAUGUUAUGAUCGAUACUUUUGGAAAGAAAAACAUUCUUGAUCAUGUAAUGGCGACAGUGGAGAGGAUGAAAGUUGAAGGGAUUGAGCCUGAUACUGUUACUUGGAAUACACUUAUAGAUUGCCAUUGUAAAUCUGGGCAGCAUGAGAAAGCAGAGAAGCUGUUCGAUGAAAUGCAGCAAAGUGGGUGUUUGCCUUGUGAGACCACUUAUAAUAUAAUGAUCAACUUGUUUGGGCAGCAAGAGAAAUGGGAGAAAGUAAAGAGCUUGUUGGGGAAGAUGCAAAGUGACGGUUUGCUACCUAAUAUUGUCACUUAUACUACACUGGUUGACGUAUAUGGGAAGUCGGGGAGGUACAAUGAUGCUAUCGAGUGCUUGGAGGUGAUGAAGUCUGCUGGUUUGAAGCCAUCGUUAACCAUGUAUAAUGCGUUGAUUAAUGCCUAUGCACAAAGGGGUCUAUCGAAUCAAGCAGCUAAUACAUUUAAGAUCAUGACCGGUGAUGGUCUGAAGCCGAGUAAUUUAGCUCUCAAUGCAUUAAUCAACGCUUUUAGCGAAGAUAAAAGAGACGUUGAAGCCUUUGCAGUUUUACAAUACAUGAAGGAAAAUGGCCUGAAAGCGGAUGUCGUCACAUACACUACUCUUAUGAAAGCUUUAAUUCGCGUGGAGAAAUUUAGCGAGGUUCCACGUGUUUAUGAGGAAAUGGUAUUAUCGGGGUGCACCCCAGACGGGAAAGCCAGGGCUACAUUAAGAUCAGCCCUGAGGUAUAUGAGACGGACGCUGGAUUCAUAGCACAAACCACUUAACCAAUCAAAACUACUCGGUUAACCACCACAAACCGCCCGGCUUAACCACCAGUGUCAACCACAGCACAAAUGAGGCAUUCUAUAAAUUCAAAGCAUUCUGUACGUCAUGAUCGUUGUCCAUGCCAACUCCAAGUUGAUGUUAAGCCACGGGUCGAUAAAUUGACUCAAAUGGAUCGAAAUAUAUUGAAGAUGCUCACUCCCUGUUGCUCAAACGAACCAUAAUGCAUAUGGGGUUUGCUUACUUUCGUGUUACAUUUGCACAUAUCUCGGGUUUUCCUGUAAUCAUGCAAAUUCACACCGUAAUGUAUAAUUCAUGAAUAGUAUGGUUGUACGGGAAGUUUUGUGGCUCGGACAUAAGACCAAUUGUUAAUUUUUCGUCUUCUGGUUUUUGUCUACACGAUCCUAAAUCGAAUCAACGUGUUGGGAACUUGGGAUGGGUUGUAG